AUGAAGACUCCCGGUUCUGUGCUGCUGUUGCUGUGGGCAGCUGUGGUUGCAAAAGAGAGUAAAGAUCUCCAAGACACUACAGUCAACGACUGCACUCAACAAACCUACCAGUCGGACAUCCACGCUGUGCUGAGAGAGAUGAGCGCUGUGGUGGUGGAGCAGAGAGUGGAGCUCAGAUACACUAAGACACAGGUGGAUCAGAGAGCUGUUAUUGAGGAGCUGAAGGAGAAACAGGAGGAGCAAGCAGCAGCUGUGAGAGCUGUAGGAGGCAGUGUGAACCUCACGGGGAGCCAGGUGGAGGAGCUGAGGAGAGAGAGAGAGGAGAGGAGGGUGGCCUUCUCUGCCUCACUGGUAGCAUCUGGUGCAGGAACUACAGGACCCUUUUCAGCUGCAACACCCCUGGUCUACAGACACGUCUUUACUAACGUUGGCAAUGCCUAUAAUCCACACACAGGUGUCUUUACAGCUCCAGUCAGAGGGGUCUACCACUUUGUCAUCCAUGUCGAUGGUGUUGGUCAUGCAUCUACAUGGACUGGCGCCUCUCUUCAUAAAAAUGGAAAGCAUGUUGUCAUGAUACACAGUCGGCAGUCAAAUGGCAGAUUGAGUUCCUCUAACGGAGUUUCACUGCUGCUAGACGUGGGAGAUGUGGUCUAUGUUAAGUUGUGGCCCAAUUCAUGGGUGUUUGAUAGUUAUAACCACCACACCACUUUCUCUGGCCACCUGCUCUUCCCCAUGUGA
This is a messenger RNA of Alosa alosa (allis shad), 738 nucleotides long. RefSeq names its product complement C1q-like protein 2. Gene Ontology annotation, molecular function: protein binding. Bases 1 to 738 code for a protein of 245 amino acids. The record is from RefSeq and is a predicted model, not a curated record. Lineage: Eukaryota; Metazoa; Chordata; Actinopteri; Clupeiformes; Clupeidae. The transcript is spliced from 3 exons.